Symbiodinium necroappetens is the source of this 2267-nucleotide messenger RNA. The record is from the annotation of a GenBank genome assembly. Lineage: Eukaryota; Dinophyceae; Suessiales; Symbiodiniaceae.
GAACAUCGAAUCAAGCUGCUUUGUGCAGUGAGGACCUGUCCCAUUUUCCAGGGUGUGGAGGAGCGAGACUUGCACACCAUCGUGGAUGCCAUCGAGGUCGUUAGCUUCCAGCCUCGCGAUACCAUCUACACCAAAGGCGAGUAUGGUAGAAGUGGCUUCGUCCUCAUCUCGGGGCAAGUCAUAGCUGAAGCGGAGGACGUUGAUCAGAGCGACAACAUUUUCAGGAGAUCGAAGAGCAGAUGGGUGACGUUCGAGGAGGGACAGUUCUUCGGAGAACACACGAUGCUGUGGGGCUUCACGCGACGGGUGACAAUGACAACCUCAGAGGGCUGUGUUGUGGGUAAGCUCCGGAGAGAUGCGUACUUCAACAUCGUCACCCGCUCUGCGAUGCGCACGAGAUCUCUGAAGGAGAAGUAUUUAAGACAAGUUCCAAUUUUCGAGACGUUUGAUGACGAGCUCAUCAUACGAAUCACCGACAUUGUCGAGAAGCGGACCUACGCGCAGGGACAAAAGAUCAUCAAGCAGGGAGAGGAGAUUGUGCAAGCCGGCCAAAGCGUCUCCAAAGGAGAGAAUGUUCCUGCCGAGCUGUAUAUUCUCCUGAGCGGUCAGUGCGAAGCCUCCAUCAUGGUCGAUGUAGUCGGAGGCAACAAGAAGGAAGCGGAGGAGCAAGCUGUGAGGGAGUACAAGCCAGGCCAGCGUUUUGGCGAGCUUGGUUUUAUUCACCGAAAGACGCGUGCAGCAAACGUGACGGCAAAGACCGAAGUGGAACUGCUCGUGCUUGAUCGGGAUACUUUCGAAAGGCUGGUAGAGCUGGAGCUAAAGCAACGAGAAAAUUACGCCUGCGACCCGAGAAAGGCUCUUGCCGACUUCUGGAGCCCUGGAAGCCGCCGAGGGCCCCGUGGCAUCGAGGCACCGGGGCCUUCCUCGGAAACGCAUUGGUUUGCCGUCUACCGGCCCACCAGCCGCGAUGCCCUUGCAAAGAUGCUCAACCAAACUGCUGUCGGAAAGGGGCUCAAUGUGAAGGGCAAGUCAGCGAAGAGGAACCGCUUGUCUGGCUUUGUCCCGUUUCUGCAAAUCCACGACAACGCAGACAAGAACAAGAUAGAAAAUCCGCCUCCAGAUGCCUUCGUGACGAUCUACUACGACACCAAGCCAGACCGAGAGAUCGCAUUGCAGGAGAUGCGGGAUGCUGCUGCCAUCGGCGGCGCGUGGACAGGUGAUGACCGAGACCACGCCAUUACCCUGGACGAUAGCUACCCAGAUGCUUUUGGGGCACGCGUGCCGGAGACGCUCAUGCGCAUGGUUUACAUCGACAAGCAGGACAUCCAGUUCCAAGCGGGCUGGGAGACGGGGCGCCACUCCGAACCGGCCUUCAUGGACAUGAACUUGCACGCUGUCCGCGACGAGAAGAGCAAUCCGCGAGUGGUGCUCUAUCAGUACGAUGCAACCAACCCCAUGAAUCCGCACGGCCUCCUCAUCGCCUAUGCAGAGGAGUGGACAGCUCCACACAGCAGCAAAGUGGUGCGAACCGUCAAGCCGGUUGUCUCCGACUUUGACACCUUCACGGUGGGCAGCAAGGGAAUGCGCUACGAGCGGCUGCCGCCUGAUCAGAUGGAGCUGGAACUCUGGAGUUUAGAUCGUACCAGGGAGAUCCUCAAUCAGCCGAACUCCGACUCCUGGACGUCCCGGUGGCUCAAAGUCCUCAGCGAAGCCGCCAAGCAAGGCAGACGACCUGAAAUUCCGCCGUAUGGUUUUGGUGAUCCUACAUCAUAUGGUCUCAUCGAGCAGGUUAUCAAAGCCACCCAAGUCUCUGGCGCGGUUCGCCACGGCGCAGAAUGCUUCAACUUCUUGUUCCCACAGGAGUUGGACUCAGAGUAUCUCAUCGUUUGGCACGGCUUCAGCGGCAAGCCUUGGGAGUACCACGAUCAGCAGGGCUUGCUGAAAUUCCUGCGGGAGCGUAUUGCCGAAGGGUACUGCUUUCCUCUCAAUCCUGUUUGGCCUGUGCGUGAUGCUGGUUGGUACGAGGUUUAUUCCGAACUUGUGGCCAGCCAGGCGGCAAGGAGUACGAUGGCAUGUUGGUUCUCAGAGGACGCCAUGUCACGGAUCGAGUCCAUGCACCAAGAGUUUCCAGAGGGGUUCCACUUGAUGGAGUCGAGCCAGUCAACCCCGCCUGGCAACAAUGAAGAUGUCGAGCAGGAGCAGCUCCGACUACAGAGCACAAACUCCCAGGAGCAGCUUCGAUUACAGAGCACCGGCUCCGCGACCUC